CACCGAAUCACGUCAACCGCUUCUAACUUUUGCAUCAUCUUCCUCCAUUCCCGCUAUCAGACACGUACACAGUAGUUCUUUUUUACACUACCUCCCCCCACGAUAUAAUACGAGGGAGAGAGUGUUCAACCAGCGGCACGAGUAUUUAGCAGUUCCCCGAUGCUUAUGUCUUGAUCAACUAACACCGUCGCUGAGACAAAAGGACCAUGGGAGCUGAAAUCCAAUAUAUCGGUGCAUUCAGCCUCUCAAGCGCCAUUCUCAUCGCAGGGCUGACUGUUGUCAUUUGCGCUGCGUACCGCACGAUAUGGGCUCGUAAGAGCGGCAUCCCCCCGCUUCCACCUGGCCCUCCACCCGAACCCCUAUUGGGACAUUAUCGUAUCGUCCCGGAAGACGCCGCGUUCAAGCGGUAUGCUGAGUGGGCAAAGGAGUACGAGAGCGAUGUGCUUUUCUUUCAAACCUUUGGCACCAAAUGGGUGGUUCUAAACACCCUCGCGGCAGCGACAGAGCUACUUGAGAAGCGAGGGUCGACCUACGCAGACCGCCCCCGUUUCGUUAUGUUUGAGGAGAUGGGUUGGUCGCCGACGCUCACAUGGCUCCGCUGGGGUCCAAAGUAUCAUCUUCACCGGAAGGUCUUACAGCCCCCCUUCACCAAGUCCCGGGUCGGCCAAUACACGGCCCAUCAGCGGAAGGAAGCCUUCAUUUGUUGUAAGAACUUGAUCGACAAUCCGAACGACUGGCUCAGUUCCGUCAGACGGUUCUCCGUGGCCAUCGUGCUCCAGAUUGCGUAUGGACUUGGGGUGGAAGGGCCCAAAAGUCGGUGGAUUCAGUUGGCCGACGACACUGCCAACGCAAUCGGAAAGUCGGGGGCGCCCGCCAGUUCAAUCAUGGACCGCUUUCCGGCGACUCGGUAUCUACCUGAAUGGCUUCCCUUCAUGGAAAGACUACGCUACGCCCAUACCUGGAGGCCUGCCAUCCAGAACCUCACAAGCCUCCCUUUUGAGGCUUCCUUAAAAUUGAUGGAUUCGACAAACAACCACUCAUUUGUUCAUGAGCGGAUGAGCAUCUUAAAUCAUAAUGCCCACGGCGGGUUACCUAAUGAUUUCGACCUGGAGGACAUCAAAGGGGCAGCGGCGACCAUCGUCAUCGCCGGCAAUGACACUACAGCUGCCACAGUCAUGCUCUUCGUCCUCUACUUAAUGCAAAACCCCGACGCGCAGCGCAAAGCACAAGAGGAGGUCGACCGAGUGGUAGGGAGCGAUAGGCUGCCGACGUGGGACGACAUCCCCAACCUGCCUUACACAAACCUCAUCUUGCAGGAAACCUACCGGAUGAACCCUCUCUCACCACUUGGCAUUCCUCAUGCAAGUGUUGCAGACGACGUGUACAACGGCAUGUUCAUCCCAAAGGGCACCGUGAUUUAUCCGAACGUUUGGGCCAUGUCCCAUGACGAGUCCGUCUAUGCCGAGCCCUUCCGUUUCUGGCCCGAGAGGUAUCUCCCCAAGGAGCAGGGUGGCAAUGGAGAGCCGUUACCGGUGGGGAAUUUCGGGUUUGGGCGACGGAUCUGCAUUGGCAGGAACCUGGCGGAGAACAGCCUCCUGAUCGUAUUAGCCACCAUGCUCGCCACCAUUGAUAUUGACUGGCCGCGAGGAGCAGAUGGCAAACCAACCCCUUUUGAGCCCGAGUGGUCAUAUAGGGGCCAGGCUUCCGUCUUGCCGUUCAGGAGCUCGAUCAAAAGCCGGUCUCUCAAAUCCAAAGCAUUGCUGGAUGGCGAGGUACAGGCUUUAGAGGGCCACUGUUGAUGGCCAACAAUGCCCCCAUUUUCCCGUUGCAUUUGUACUGGUGGCAUCUCCUGCUCGGUCAACCACUUAUUUACAUAAUACAUCUCCCAUCUUCGCCACGGCU
This is a messenger RNA of Chaetomium fimeti, 1902 nucleotides long. Its product is annotated as cytochrome P450. The record is from RefSeq and is a predicted model, not a curated record. Gene Ontology annotation, molecular function: monooxygenase activity; oxidoreductase activity, acting on paired donors, with incorporation or reduction of molecular oxygen; iron ion binding. The coding region runs from base 207 to 1799 and encodes 530 amino acids. NCBI's taxonomy places the organism in Eukaryota, Fungi, Ascomycota, Sordariomycetes, Sordariales, Chaetomiaceae. The transcript has 8 exons.